GUGGUAAGUUCUUGUAUAUUACCGUACACAUUACUUGUAGAAUUUCUUUAUUUUAUUUUUAUAUUUUGGUAUAUUUGGUCAUCAGUUCAUCCUGGUGUUCAACUGGAUCGAGUAUAAGCCGGCUUCUUAUGGAUACUAUGUGUAUCCGAUGUGGGCAGAUGCAGUCGGCUGGAUCUUGGGUGUGCUGCCUGUAGUCGUGGUCGUGUUGAUGGCUAUCGAUCAGAUCUGCAGUGGGCCUGAUGAUUUGACCAUUAUGGAGAAAGCAAGAGCGCUCUCGCGUCCUACAGAAGAGUGGGGGCCAUCAGCGACAGCAGUGAUGAGACACGAGUCGGAGCUGUCGCCGCCGGUGCUGCUGCUUCACGGCCGCCCGGUGCUUCGUGAGCGAGGUGCUUGACCCCCGCACACGCAUCCGCUUGUUGCUAUGCGGAAGACGUCACAAGAUGGUGGAGAUUCUUCUUCUAUUACUAGUGGGAUAGAAAAUGAAAUUAAAAAAUCUGGAGCAAUAAUAAAAACCAAAAGAAAUUCUAUUAAACGAAAGGUUCAGAACUUUAGCCACGAAUCUGAUGACGCUGUUAUAGAACCUCUCUUGCAAAAAGACAAAGAAAAAACCGAAACAAUAAAGCCCCAAAGUGCCAAAUUUAACCUUUUGACAAAAACAAAGACCGAUACUGAUGGAAAAGGAAGUGACAAAGAUAAAUUAAUAACAGAUAAGAGUUCAGGGCUUUCUGAUACUUCUGACAUCAAGGAUAGAGUUGUAGAAAGUUCUAACGUAAAAGACAAUUCUGUUUCAAAAUUCACAAGUUCUAAUGCUCCCAUACAUAACCACAUGAAUACUAAUGUCUUUAACAGUCAUGAUGGUCUUAAGGGUUACGUUGCACCUAAAAGUCAAAUUCUUGUGGAAAUUGAUAAUUCUAGGCAAGUUGGUUAUAAUCCAAGUCCAUUAAUAUUUACAACGGCAAAAAUACACACUGAUGGUAAAACUAAGCAAAUGGAACCGGUUCAAAUGACUCCAGUGCCCAUAUUAUCAACAAUCGAAGUAAGCGUAAUUAAAAGUGGAAUUAACACCGGUGAAACUUCGGGGCAAGUCAGUUCAAAUAUUAGUACAGGGUAUUCAACUAUUUCUCAUAAUGCUAAACCAAUAACAGAACAGAUUAUGAAACCUUUGCUUAAUACACUGCAAAAUAAAGAAAUAGACUCAAAAAUAUUAAUUUCAACAGAAAAGAAAACUGUUACAACUAAUGCGCCAGAUAAAAUAUCUCUAUCAUCUUUAUCUAAUAAGGAAUCUACACUAACUCAGCCUAAAUCUAUCACAACUAGUAGUAAAGACAAUGCAACAGAAAAUAAGAAUACUAGCAAAAAAGAUCAAUCCGGUACAGAGUGUCCACCUAAAACAUCAGGGUCACAACCUGCUAAUUCUAUAUCAUCAAAUAAAAUUAAAACAACACUUCCGCAGGUAUUGCAAAUUGGAGCGGUUGCACUAAGCACGACAAAAGUGACUUCAGCAAAUAAUAAUGGUAAGAGUGAAGUAAUCGAACAACCACUAACAAUAAUGUCAGAUAAAUCACCCCGAUAUCCGGUAAAGAAAAGCGAUUUGAAUAAGAUUGUUAAACCAGAUUCACAAAAAACUGAUGCAUGCGGUAGUGUUAAAUCUGAAGACAAAGCCAGUGCUGAUAAAGAUUAUAAUAACACAUCCUUUAAUAAUAAACAACUGCAACGUCAAAGUGUUGUAAACGAUAAGGACGGUACAAUGCCAAAAUUAAAAUCGAAUAUGGUAACAUCUCCUCAAUCUAAUGAAGGAAUGAGUUUAAAUAAGUCAGGUGAAAAAUCGAUUUCUAAUGAAGCAGAUGAAAUAGGUGAUAAAACAAAAUUGCCAAAACAUAGUGCCAAUAAUGUGCCAACAACUAUUAUUACGACACUACCAAUAAGCGCCAAUACAGCUGAUAAUAAAAUACCUGCUUCCUUAACUACUAGUUCGACUGCUAGCAAAAAACUUACCCAAACGACUUCCUCCGUUCCUGUUUCUAAAAUACACAACGUCGACCUAAGAAAAUCUUUAACCGACGAUUUAUAUUGCGCUGUAACUUGUAGUAAAACAUCUGUUGCUACGACUGCAAAUUCAACUACCAGCAAAACCGUUGCUCCUACAAAAACUACAUCUGUGAAUAACCCACCUGCAAUCGGCAUACAGGUAACGACAACACAAACUAAUACUGCAACCGCUACUAUCAAGACCACUUCUGUUACUGUACCUAAAACUGUUAAAGAAUCAUCUACGUCCAUAAAUGCACCCAAUGCUGCCAAAACAUCUGUUCUAAUGAGUACAACUGUAACAUCUGCACCAUCUACAACUAUUGCUGCUGGAAACAAAAUAUCUGCUCCGAUAUCAACGGUUGUGACGACAAGUAAACUUUCUGAUGACGUUGUUACUGCCCCAGCCACAAAAAUUCCAUCUAAAACAACGGGGGCAAUUGCCGAUAAAAUAUCUACACCUUCAGUGGCGAUGAAUUCAUCUGAUAACCCUUUAACAUCAUCUAGCAGUUCGAAAAUAUGCACGCCGAUUACGAAGGUUGGUACAGUAACGCCUACUACAGUCUCCAAGCCACUGAAUACAGAAAAUAAAUCUGGUAGUGCUUCAAGUUCUGUGCACGUCAAAACUACAAAUGACGGCUCAAGAGAAAAACCUCAAGGAACUGGUACUUUAAUUACAAAACCUACGAGUUCUGCAAUAAGUACGAAGUCGGCAAAAGUUUCAACCAUGGUCACGCCGACGACUAAUUCUCAGAGGACGAUGAUGACUAAGCCACAAACUACAGCGAAAACGACAGCUACUAAAACAACAUCACAAUCAUCUGAAAUCACACCAAUGAGUUCAUCAAGCAAAGAAAAAUCCUCUGUGGCCAAAAAUAGCACAACUUCAAUCAGUUCUACAACGAGUGGAAAGUCUGCAGCUCCAAAUUCUACGUUAGUUUCGUCAGGUUCAUCAUCGAAGUCUACUGACACUAGUAAGCGAAAUGACUCAAAAUCCAAAGAAUUAAGUAAUGGUAACAAAAGUUUAAAAGCUUAACAAUUGUUACAGUUUGAGUUUCUAGGAGAUAAACAAGCCGCUCAAUCCAUAGUUGUAAUGAUAAUAAUAUUAAUUUAUAUAAAUAACUAUUCCAAGUUUCAUCACAAGGUAAAAUGUACAAUCUAGCCAUCAAGAUGCUUGAAUCCUAGGUUGCACGGUCACAUUUUCUUAUGAGAUAGACAAUUCCUUACUCCUCGCUCAGCGUAGUGGAAUAGUAGGUAUGUUAUAAAUAGCUGUAAAUACCUAUAAUAGAAACUUGUGAACUGAAUGGUCAAUAUGUCUAAUCUUCUGUAUGUAUGACGUAAUAAUAAUUAUUAUGUUAGGCAGUUAGUUAAAAAUGCGUGUUGGAGUAGAUUAUGUUAGUGAAGUUUGACCUAUGUAACACACUAAUUGAUUGCUCAUAGAAUAAUAAAAUGAAAGGAAUUGACAAAAUACUAAGUACAUUGAAAAAUGGUAAUUUUAUUAAAUUGAUGAUAAUUUAAUCCUGAAUGUGUUAACUACAUAUAAAUUAUUCCAAGUGCCAUUUAAAAACUCGUGCGACUAACAUGCAUAGCAAUAUUACCUACUAGUGAUCAAAUCAUGGAAUGUACUUUGAAUGACAUGCGUAUGGUAGGCUAGUGGUGCUAAGAAAUACAUAUUUUUCAUAGACAAUAUUAUUAUUAUUAUAUUUUCGAUACCAUUUAGAGAUGAUUACCUAGUUUCAUCUCACAGUGUCAAUUUAUAUCAAUAUUAAAUUGAUGUGUAUCAUUGAUAUCCAGAAAUCAAGUUAUAAACAUAUUCUGUAUCUAUAUAUAGGUGUUCUGUAAAUUUAUUUAUCAAAAUGUCGAGAGAAAAUUAUAAAAACGCAGGGUAGAAUCGGAUAAUACAAGAAUUAUUUAAUGUUAACAUUUCAUCGAUGUGAACAUUGCGAUAUUUGAUAGUAUUUUUUAAGACAAAGCAAUGUCGGGACGGAUUUAAGUACCUAUAUUAUUCUUUACAAUGAAAUGAUUAAUUAUCCGAAAUUGUAUAAUGUGAUUAUACUUAUUUCAUUUCGUCAUGUUUACUUUACAUAAGAUGUGACAAAGUUUUUGGUGCCGAUAAUUUUCAAGAAUAAGACGUAUUGGGCCCAGAUUAAUAAGCCUCAAGGCUCCAAUUCUUUAUGAAUUACUACUACGAGUAUUAAUAUUUAAUAAUAUUUUUCUUAAACAUGGAGCCAAGUCCAUUUGCUCAGUAAAAGGUGUCAUAGAGACUUAAGGGCAUUAUGACUGUUCAACUAAGUAUGAUAUCUGCCUUUAUGUCUUCACGAAGCAGUGUAAAUUAAUGAAUUUGUGUAUGAAAAAGGUACCCUAUACCUACAACUAUGGUAUGCUUUACCGUUCAAAAGUAAAAGGCAUUGAAAAUGUAAGUUUAAUAUCUGGAGAGAUUGAUGUUUGUCUGCCUUAAAAUGCUUACCUAUUACAAUAUUUUGUGACCGAAAUGUUAAUGUAAUGGUGACAAACGAAUGGCUAUAUACAAAUGUUCACUUUUGAUUGUACCUAUGACUUGUUUUGUUUUCACCGUAAUAUCUUUUUAAACACAUAGCCGUACAGUAGUAUAUAUAACAUCAUAAUCUAGCACAAUACCUUAUUUAUUGUAAAGUAGGGAGUCUAAUCUACAAUGGAUUCCGUCUGAUUUAAUUAUAAGCACAAUUUUUGUUCUUGUUAUGCCAAUAUUAUAGCAUAUCUACCUAAGACGCCUAUAGGAUUUUAUGACGGUCAUAAUCAGGGAUUUUUGUUCGAACCAAUACACUAAAGUAGGAUAAGCUUAGUAAAGCUGAACGUCUAUGUUAGUAAAUUCAGGUUCAGUCGACGAAUCUGGCUUGUGCCAAAUUUUAUCAGUCAGGAUUACGUCUACGUUGUCUCUCCGGUGUGUUGCUAGAUUUCCCGGAUAAUUUUCGUACUUUAUCACAUCCAAAUCAAAGUACUUAUACAUAUUACAAAUUCUUUUUGACUUCCAUCAAAAGCCAAAAUUAUCUUAUAUAAGAAAUUCUCAUUUUUGACAUCGCUGCAAAAAUCGAUGGCUACCCACAGGCCCGCCGUAAGCGGGCGUGCAUGGCGUGCACCGCACGCGGGCGGCACGUCCUAGGGGGCGGCAAAUCGAAAUAUCUUUUUACCAAUUAUUUCAUUUCAAUAUUUCCGAAAACAGCAAUAGCGCAAACUAUUUAAGAUCAAUAAUGCUCCAGCAGAGACUAAGUAAUUUAGCUAUAGUUUCAAUCACGGACGUCAGUAGCGGCGUAAGGGGGAGGCGGGGGCGGUCCGCCCCGGGUACCACGUCUAGGGGGCGCCAUCUCGGUCGGCACAUAUCUGCACGACCAGGAUGGCACGGGCAAAAGGGACCAUCCACGGAGAGUGCUUUUGUAAUCUGCAAAGCCUAGGUUCACUACCAGUCGCAGUGCAGGCCCGAGACACGCAUCGCCACGGGACUGAGCGAGGUGACACAGUCCGACUGUCAACCCUCUCCCCUCUGAAUUCCUUAAAGUUGGAAAAAAAGCGCUCGCUUCGCUCGCGGC
Helicoverpa zea (corn earworm) is the source of this 5591-nucleotide messenger RNA. It is a transcript of the gene GlyT, whose product is annotated as sodium- and chloride-dependent glycine transporter 1-like. Bases 422 to 3064 code for a protein of 880 amino acids. The record is from RefSeq and is a predicted model, not a curated record. Gene Ontology annotation, cellular component: membrane. Lineage: Eukaryota; Metazoa; Arthropoda; Insecta; Lepidoptera; Noctuidae. The transcript has 3 exons. Gene Ontology annotation, biological process: sodium ion transmembrane transport.